CACAAAGAGAGAGAGAGAGACCUCACAACUCAAAAGCAAGCAAAAUCUAAGAAAAUCGGGGCCUUGUUGGCUUGUCUUUGCUUUUGUUCUCUUUGUCUUCCUUCUUCUUCUUCAUGUUUAACAUGAUUGGAGAAAGAGAAAGAAAGGCAGAAGAUCGAGAGCUUGCAAAUGGAGGAGCGGCAGCAGCAGCAGUAGCAGAGGCAGAAGCAGAAGCAGAAGCAAUCGAGGAUAUAUGCAGCUUAUGUGGGGAUGUUGGCUUUAGAGACGCCUUGGUCCUUUGCAGGAAAUGCGGGUUUCGCCUUCAGCACACGUACUGUAGCAGGUUGUAUCCGGAGAUUGACACCGAAAAGUGGAGUUGCGAGUGGUGCCUCCACGAAGAGGAGAAGAGGAAAGAGAGUAAACGGAGGAGGAGCAAGGUGUUCGAGUUCCUGCUCGAGAUCGCUCAAUCUCUUCCCGAAAGAGACAACAACCCUUCACCAACAUCUCCUUCCCGCAACGACGACAAGCGGAUUUGCCGGCAAGACGACCGAUUCGCGGCUUCCGGUGAGAAGCGUUUUCACGUGGCGUCGACGGAGACCACCAGAGAGAAAGAGAAAGACAAGGAAAGGGAGGAGAAGGAGAAACCCUCGUCUCUGAAGAAGAAUAGUACUGUCGCUGCCGCUCGGUGCUCGGAGAAGAACAAGGCCUUGGAUCGCUGGAGGAAUCUGGCCAAAACCAAACUGGGUUGCCGCCGUUACAAACUUCUCGCCGACGUGCAUUGCUGAAAUUAAGAAAAUAGAUAUGUAAUUUUAUGUUAUUAUUAUAUGAAUUAUGAAGUGAAAUCGGUCGGGAAUCUGACAUGGAGUCGCCGUGAAGGCGAAAGUAAAGACACGAACUUGUUUAUUUAGCUCUGAGGUAUCUUGUAUAUGAAAAUGGUCGCUUUGUUCUC
This is a messenger RNA of Nelumbo nucifera (sacred lotus), 928 nucleotides long. RefSeq lists its product as uncharacterized. NCBI's taxonomy places the organism in Eukaryota, Viridiplantae, Streptophyta, Magnoliopsida, Proteales, Nelumbonaceae. The record is from RefSeq and is a predicted model, not a curated record.